UCUUCUUCUUCUUCUUCUUCUUCUUCUUCCACGACAACGCGGCGAUGGUGAUGGAACUGUCUGAGUACGAGCGGCAGCGGGAACCGCAUAAGCUGCAGACAGGGGAGGAGAUGAUUGAAACGUACUGGCCAGAGCUCGUGGCCCAAAUGAAGUGCCCCAUCUGCCUCAACCUCAUCGAAGAAACCAUGGCUACAGAGUGUAUGCACCGCUUCUGUGGCGAGUGCAUCAAAAGGAGCCUGCGACACAGCAAGAAGGAGUGCCCGACAUGCCGCAAGCCCUGCGCCUCAAAGCGCGUGCUUCGGCGUGACCCGAACUUUGACGAGCUCAUCCAAACCCUCUUCCCAGACCCAGACGUUGUCGAAGACUAUCAGGAGCAGCUAAUGGAGCGCCUGCACCAGACAACCAACAUGCGCGCUGUCGCGCAAAGCAUGCAAGAAGGCAUGCAGCAUCAAGCGCUUCAACGCAAGAUCCGCACAAGUACUAUUAACCGCAGCAUUGCUCAGCGGCAUGCCGCUGUCCCAACCGUGUCUGCCUCUGCGCGUGUGCCGUCCACAUCCUCGUCAUCGUCGUCCACUGCCCCAUCGCGCACGCCCUCAGCGACAACACCGGCGCUUCGGAAGCAGCAGCAUAGCGGCAGUGGCAGCAAGAAAAAACAGCCUGCCCGCCGUGUGAGCCAGCAGCACGCAGCCGCAGCCGCAUCCUCGUCAUCGGCGUCGUCAUCAUCAGCAGCAGCAAUGGCCGCAGCGGCAGCAAUAACAGCAUCGAGUGGCUCGUCCACCACAAGCACACGCAUGACGCCAUUUCUCGAGGUGAUACUGAAGCCCAUGGCCAACACAUCGCUGCCGCCUCUCGACACGCCGUACAUUCUUGCGCCGGCAGAUGCGAACGGCAGCACGCUGACGAGGCUCACCAAUCACCUCGUCUCCAACAAGAUGCAAGGGGAUGGCCGGGCGACGGUUGAGCUGCUGCUUGAGCGACACGACCAGAUUGUUCCUGUUGGCGCGCGCCUGCAGAUGCGCACCAUCGCCAAGAACCACGUCAGGUGGCACCCAGCCAAGCCCCUCGUCAUCUACUACAGGAAGAAGACCUGAUCCACAAGAAUACAUGUGUGCGUGUGUGUGUAGAUGUGCGUGUGUGUGUGUGCGUGUGUGUGUGAGGGCGGGAAUCGCGAUGCGAAUGGGCGUUCAAGUGGUGCGAUAUGCGUUUAUCUGUGCGUGGGUGUGACACUACCACGUGGACGUCUGUGAUCGGUCGUGGCUCCUCGAUUCUGUGACUGCCAUGCAUGCAUGGUGCUCAGCAGCAACAAUGCUUCCUUUGCUCCCUUUGUUUCUUGCCUGCUUUCUAAUGGACGCGAUGUGAUGAUGCGUGCGACAUAUUGAUCGCACGAAGCGUGUAAACAGUGUGACGCUUGCC
Salpingoeca rosetta is the source of this 1413-nucleotide messenger RNA. RefSeq names its product ring finger protein 1. The record is from RefSeq and is a predicted model, not a curated record. Bases 45 to 1091 code for a protein of 348 amino acids. Gene Ontology annotation, molecular function: chromatin binding; ubiquitin protein ligase activity. NCBI's taxonomy places the organism in Eukaryota, Choanoflagellata, Craspedida, Salpingoecidae. The transcript has 6 exons. Gene Ontology annotation, cellular component: ubiquitin ligase complex; PcG protein complex.